This is a messenger RNA of Orycteropus afer afer, 1506 nucleotides long. RefSeq names its product cytochrome P450 2J2-like. Gene Ontology annotation, molecular function: heme binding; iron ion binding; oxidoreductase activity, acting on paired donors, with incorporation or reduction of molecular oxygen, reduced flavin or flavoprotein as one donor, and incorporation of one atom of oxygen. Gene Ontology annotation, biological process: xenobiotic metabolic process. Gene Ontology annotation, cellular component: cytoplasm; intracellular membrane-bounded organelle. NCBI's taxonomy places the organism in Eukaryota, Metazoa, Chordata, Mammalia, Tubulidentata, Orycteropodidae. The record is from RefSeq and is a predicted model, not a curated record.
AUGCUCGCGGCUUUGGGCUCCCUGGCAGCUGGUCUCUGGGCUAGGUUCCACUUCCGGACUCUUCUGCUGGGUGCCGUCGCCUUUCUGUUCUUUGUUGAUUUCCUCAAAAGGCGGCGCCCAAAAAACUACCCACCCGGGCCCCCAAGUCUGCCUUUCGUUGGCAACUUCCUUCAGCUGGACUUUCGAGAGCCACAUCUAACGCUUCAGCGGCUUGUAAAGAAAUAUGGGAACCUGUUUAGCCUGGACUUGGGGAACAUCCACAGUGUUGUUGUAACUGGAUUGCCAUUAAUCAAAGAAGUCCUUGUCCACCAGGACCAAAACUUUGUGAAUCGCCCCAUGACUCCUCUGCGAGAGCAUGUCUUUAACAGAAAUGGAUUGAUCAUGUCCAAUGGCCAGGAAUGGAAGGAGCAAAGAAGGUUUGCCCUGACAACACUAAGGAACUUUGGUUUAGGAAAGAAGAGCUUAGAAGAACGUAUUCAGGAGGAGGCCUGCCACUUCGUCAAGGCAAUAGAACAGGAGAAAGGACAGCCUUUUGACCCUCACUUCAAGAUCAACAAUGCAAUUUCCCAUAUCAUAUGCUCCAUUACCUUUGAGCGCUUUGAAUACCAGGAUGGUCAGUUUCAGGAACUGCUGAAGUUGCUAGAUGAAAUCGUAUGUCUGGAAACUGGAAAGUGGUGCCAGCUCUACAGUGUCUUUCCAUGGAUAAUGAAAUUCCUUCCUGGACCUCACCAAACAGUCUUUAGAGACUGGGAGAAAUUAAAAAUGUUUGUUUCUCGUAUGAUUGAAAAACACAAGAGAGAUUGGAAUCCUGACAAACCAAGGGACUUCAUUGAUGCUUACCUCAAAGAAAUGGCAAAGUAUACAGGCAAUGCGACUUCAAGUUUCCAUGAAGAAAACCUUAUCUGCAGCACACUGGAUCUUUACAUUGCUGGAACAGAGACAACUUCUACUAUGCUGCGCUGGGCUCUUCUUUACGUGGCCAUCUACCCAGAAAUCCAAGAGAAAGUACAAGCAGAGAUCGACAGAGUAAUUGGCCAAUCACAGCAGCCCCGCACCACUGACCGAGAGCACAUGCCCUACACCAAUGCCAUCAUCCAUGAGGUGCAGAGAAGGGGCAACAUCCUCCCCCUGAAUCUGCCCAGGGAAGUGACGUUUGAUACCACUGUGGCUGGAUACUACCUGCCAAAGGGGACCAUGGUCCUGAUCAACCUGACUGCACUGCACAGUGACCCCACAGAGUGGGCCACCCCUGACACAUUCAAUCCGGAGCAUUUUCUGGAGAAUGGACAGUUUAAGAAAAGGGAAGCCUUUCUGCCUUUUUCAAUAGGAAAACGGUCUUGCCUUGGAGAACAGUUGGCCAGGGCUGAGCUUUUUAUUUUCUUCACGUCCCUUGUACAAAAAUUUACCUUCAGGCCCCCAGCCAGUGAGAAGCUGAGCCUGAAGUUCAGAAUGGGUGUCACCAUUUCCCCUGUCAGCCACCAGAUCUGUGCAGUUCCUCGGGCGUGA